AUGGCGAAUGAAGGGAGCGUAUCCAAUGGCAUUGGCAGCGACGAACCAAUAAAGUGGCGCCACGAUGUUUUUCUGUGUUUUAGAGGGGAAGACACGCGCCACUGCUUCACAGGUAAUCUCUACGACGCUUUGCGGCAGGCUCGAUUCAGAACCUUCAUGGAUGAUGGUGAGUUGAAGGGUGGCGACCAAAUCUCAAGCACCCUUCUUCAAGCAUUGCAGGCAUCGAGGAUUUCAAUUGUUGUUCUCUCCCGACACUUCGCGCAUUCCACUUGGUGCCUUGAUGACCUUGUCAAGAUUCUCGAGUGUAAGAACAUUAAGAACCAAGUCGUUUUGCCAAUCUUUUACAAAGUCGACCCCUCCGAUAUAAGAAAUCAGCGAAAUGAUUAUCGUGAUGCCCUUCAUCGACAUGAAGAAAGGUUCAAAAAGGACUCUGACAAAGUAAGCAAGUGGGCCUUAGCUUUGUCUGAAAUCGCCAGCCUCAGAGGAUUCCAUUUCCAAGAAGGCGGGUGUGAGUAUGAAUUCCAAUUCAUCGAAAAUAUCGUAGAUUGGGUCACCAAAACCGUACAACGCUACGAUGUUUUUCUGAGUUUUAGUGGAGAAGAUACACGCUACACCUUUACAGGAUAUCUUUAUAAUGCUUUGCGCCGGGGAGGAUUCAAAACCUUCAUGAAUGAUGGAGACCAUUUAUCACAAUCCAUUACUGAAGCAAUUGAAAAAUCAAGGCUUUCAAUCAUUGUAUUUUCCGAAAAAUAUGCAUAUUCCUCGUCUUGUCUCGAUGAACUUGUGACCAUCCUUGAAUGUAUGAAGAUGAAAAACCAACUAGUUUGGCCCAUCUUUUACAAAGUGGAACCCAGUGAUUUAAGACAUCAAAGAAACAGUUAUGGUGAAGCCAUGACUAAACAUGAAAAUGAGUUGGGUAAGGAUUCUGAGGAGGUGCAUAAAUGGAGGUCAGCUUUGUUUGAAGUCGCUAACUUGAAAGGAUGGCACUUGAAAACCGGGUACGAAUAUGAAUUUAUUGACAAAAUUGUGGAAAUGGCCAUUAAAAUUUAA
This is a messenger RNA of Abrus precatorius (Indian licorice), 1050 nucleotides long. RefSeq names its product probable disease resistance protein RPP1. NCBI's taxonomy places the organism in Eukaryota, Viridiplantae, Streptophyta, Magnoliopsida, Fabales, Fabaceae. The coding region runs from base 1 to 1050 and encodes 349 amino acids. Gene Ontology annotation, biological process: signal transduction. The transcript has 3 exons. The record is from RefSeq and is a predicted model, not a curated record.